GCAGCCUAUGGAUGCAGUCUCCGGUGUGGAUUUAAUUGGUUGUUACACGAAGAAUGCAUGGAAAUGCCUCGAGAGAUUAUGCAUCCUAUCCAUCCGUCUCACCCUCUCACACUCCAUCUAGGAAACAUUCUUGGAUCAAGAAAAUGUGCAUUUUGUGAAGGGGAUAUGUUAGGGUUAAGCUACAGAUGUAGCCAUGGGGGCUGUAAUGGAUUGGUGAUACACUUGAGAUGCGCGGCGGGGCUUAAAGAUAACAAUGAAACGCAGCUAUUUAUGGACCACCCAAGCCAUCCCCAACAUCAGUUACGGUUUUCAAAGAAGACAAGGUGGUGCCCAUUUCCCUGUGAUGCAUGUGGUGCCACUGAGAAAGGGGACUCCUACACAUGCACCCUUUGUGAUUACUCCAUACACCAGCGCUGCGCGCUCCUUCCUGAGUCUAAGAACUUCCCUCUUCACCACCACUCUCUCUCCCUCGCCUUUUAUCCUCCCCGUGAGUACGUCCAAGAUGAAUUUUUUUGUGCUAUAUGCAACACAACUUUGCAACUGAGACGUUGGGUCUAUCAUUGCCAUCUUUGCAGCUAUAUCGUCCAUAUCAACUGCGCCACCAACUCAUCAUCCAUGUUUGGUGAUGAAAAUGAAAAUGCAACUGAGGAUGAGAAAGAGGUUACCAAGUUCCCAGUAGCAGUAGAUGACAUGUAUGAGGAGAUGAUCAGACCCUUUGUUAAGCGAGAAAGUGGACAACUUUCCAUCCCUUAUGGCGAUCAUGAUAAUCAGAACAUUGGUGGCAAGUACAGGUUCUUCGGUCACACUCAUCAUCUACUAACCUUCACUACAUUUUCUUCAGCUUCAUCAUCUUCUCCAUCAUCAUCUCAUCAUUACUGCAAAAUAGAUGAUGAAGAAGAUCAUGAUGAAGAUGAUUUUGAAAGUAUUACAAGAUCGGAAAAAAUAUGUGAUGGGUGCACAUUGGCUAUACAUGAAAAGAAGCAAACAGAUGACGAUGGGUAUGAGAGUGGUUACAUGAGUUGUGAUGAAUGCAAAUACUUUCUCCACUUGUCCUGCUUCAACUUACCACUUGAGAUCCCCUCUCUUCCUGUCCAUUCUCUCAAAGAUCACAACCUAAGGCUUCAAAAUGGUAGCAAGCUCGCAGGUUGGACAGUCUGUGGAAUUUGUUAUGCUAGGACGAAUGGGCUCCAUUACGCUUGUACUAGCUGCAAUUUCAACAUAGACAUCAAUUGUGCUUCUCUGCCCAUCACUGUAAAACAUGCAGCUCAUCCACGACAUAAUUAUCUCAAGCUAGUCAUGAAGGAUGAUACCGGGUCUAACGGUUUCUGUGUUAGCUGUUAUAUGUCUACAUCUGUAAUAGGGAAGAGACAUUACAAAUGCAAUAGCUGCAGAUUCUGUGUGUGUGUCACAUGUCUGAAGCUACCGACAACAAAUAAGCAUAGAAUGGAGAAGCACUUGUUGUCGUUGACAUAUGAUGCUUAUGUUAACCGUCCUGGUGACUUCUACUGCAGCAGCUGCGAAAACCAUAUGAACCGCAGGAGAUGGAUGUAUUAUUGUCGAGACUGCGAUCAGUCCUUUCAUCCCAAAUGUUUUCCUGCUACGUCAGGCUGGUACAGAAACAUCAAAUUUGGGACAGAGCAGUAUGUGAUUUCCAGUAUUCAUGACCACCCUCUUAUAUUUCAAAUCAUAACCAACAAAAUGGCAUGUGACCUAUGUCAUUACUAUUACUAUGAUGAGCCUGGAUUUCAAUGUGCAUCAUGCUUCUUUGUAGUGUGCAAAUCCUGCGGUAUCAAAAACAUGGAUGAUGCCCAAAAGUCCAUCUGAUUCACGUCGAAUCAAAUUUCUCUUUUAAUUGGGUGUUUAAUCAUACUAACGAAUUUGUGGCAGAGGAAACUUCGAAGGCAUGUGCAGCAUUUAUUGCAAUAGAAUUUUACCAAUUUCAUAGUACAAGAUGGUGGCUUCAUUCUACAUGUGUGGAUUUCCUCAAUAUUCGUGAUUAAAUGAUCUUGUGCCUCGAUUUAAUGAUCCAAAACGAUAUCGACUUUUUUUUUUCUUGAGACUGAAUGUCGAGGAACUAUGAUAACUCGGAGAAGUUGGUCGGAGCAGUUCUAAAGAGAGAAGAGUUCCGGCAGCUUGCACUCCGCGACAGCUCUACUGCCUCAAUUUCAACUGAUUUCAGCGCACGUCCCAGCUUUGAUUCCGAUGCUCCUCACGGUAUUGAAUGAUUUAUUAUGAAUUUGAGUUUCUCUAUUUUGUUAUGUG
Salvia hispanica is the source of this 2262-nucleotide messenger RNA. RefSeq lists its product as uncharacterized. The record is from RefSeq and is a predicted model, not a curated record. NCBI's taxonomy places the organism in Eukaryota, Viridiplantae, Streptophyta, Magnoliopsida, Lamiales, Lamiaceae.